GCGUGUGCGUGUGCGUGCGCUCAGCCCAGCGUGAGCGGCACCUGCUAGUCCGGGCUCGCCGAGGAGGCCGCCUCGCCGGGCUCUCACCGCCGCGCCCGCCCGAGCGGCUCAGAGGGCUUCGAGGGCUCCGAGGUCGCCCAGCAGCCGCGGUGGCCCCGCUGCCUGCAAGUCCGCCUGGCUCCGAGUCACGUGUCAGUGCCCGAGGCAGAGACUGAGAAAAAAACGCGCUUCAUUCCUUCUUCCACCGCCAUACUGUAUUUUCCUAAAUCUCAUUUUUAUUCCAACAUUUUACUCCCGCUCGGUGAGUACCUACUCAGUGGCAUUCUUGUCCUAUUCUUUUUUUUUUCCUUUUUUUUGUUUUUGUUUUUGUUUUUUUUUUUUCUUCUUCUUCUUCUUCUUUUUCUUCCCACUUCUUUGAUUAUUGUUUGUAUUUGGGAAAGCUGACGAGCAUAGUCUUAAGCCUUUUCCUCAAUCAAGUUUUCCUAGCAUGCGAUGGUUCUCUAGACAAGGCGCUGUGUCUGGGAGUCCGCGGCAGCGGUGCUCUCUGCGAGCGGCUCCCAAGUCCAGCAAAAUGUGCAACUGGUUUUAUGGAAAAAGCGUUGUGAAGUAUGGUGCCUAUUUUUUUCCCUUUGUAAAGAUAAGAAAGCAUGUUUCUAACUCUUUUUUACGUACUCUUUUUCCGAUUGCAUUUUUGUGUAGGUGGGAUUUUCCAGCAGUGUUCACAAGUUUGUCGUCUUGCAAUUCGAUUCGCACCACUGAGCAAAGACAUUAAUUUUGCAUUUUUAUGACCUUUUUGGAAGCCUGUGAGAAAUAUUUCGUUUUUUCCCCUCCUGUUUUUGAUAUCAGUUGAUAACAUGAAACUUUUCUUGCAGCUAGUUAAAGGGAUUAUUUUUAAGCAGUUGCUUUUUUUCCUCCUUUACAUUAACUAUUACUUUUGCAUAUUUGACUUUUUUAUUUAAAAAACCCGAGAUAAUUUUAUGAUAGAUAUCCUGAUAUCUAUAUUAUCCCUUCUUCCUCCUUCUCCCCUCCCCGUAAAUCAAUUUUCAAAUGAUGGCAGUGGAAGGUUUUUCUGGAAAAAAAAAUGAAGUGCGGUUUGGUUUCCUUGUCAACGGAGGAUGAAGUGAACAGCACAACAGCUCGCAGAGAGCAGGAUUGAAACAAGGUGAACCAACCAUGACGGGCAAAACACAAACAAGCAACAUUACCAAUAAGAAUGACCCCAAGUCCAUCAACUCCAGGGUUUUCAUCGGCAAUUUGAAUACAGCCAUCGUCAAAAAGGUCGACAUUGAAGCUAUUUUUUCAAAGUAUGGAAAAAUCGUUGGCUGCUCUGUUCACAAAGGGUAUGCUUUCGUUCAGUACAUGAGUGAGCGUCAUGCAAGAGCCGCAGUGGCUGGAGAAAACGCCAGGGUCAUCGCAGGCCAGCCUCUUGAUAUCAACAUGGCAGGGGAACCCAAACCCUACAGACCAAAGCCUGGAAGUAAGAGACCCCUGUCAGCCCUGUACAGGCUUGAAUCAAAGGAGCCAUUCCUGUCUGUUGGUGGUUACGUAUUUGACUACGAUUACUACAGAGAUGAUUUCUACAAUCGGCUGUUUGAUUACCAUGGCCGUGUACCUCCGCCUCCUCGAGCUGUCAUCCCACUCAAACGUCCCAGAGUGGCUGUCACCACCACACGCAGGGGCAAAGGCGUCUUUUCCAUGAAAGGGGGAUCCAGAUCUACUGUUGGUGGGUCAUCUUCAUCAGGCUCUAAGUUGAAAUCAGAUGAGUUACAGACAAUCAAGAAAGAAUUAACUCAGAUCAAAACCAAAAUUGACUCCUUGCUGGGGCGCCUGGAGAAGAUUGAGAAGCAGCAAAAGGCAGAAGCAGGUUUCCUGCAAUGGAUCAGACCUGCCACAGAUCGUGCUGGAAGAUCAUCUAUAAACGCUAGCUCUCUAAUUCAAGCCCUGAUUUUCCUUUUAUAAAAGCUGUCAUCUUGCCUUUGCUCAUCUUUAAACUUUUUCCAGUCAUGAGACUGUUUCUUUCAUAAAUGACAAGUCCUGUCCUUGCUAUUGGCGUCUCUCUCUUCCUUUUACAUGCUAUGAAGAAAAUGAAGGUAUUUAAUUUGUAUCUUCUUUGUCCUUGUAAUUGUCUUCUGAAUAGCAUCUAUAUUUUUGGAGAUCACACAAUCCUCUUCUUUACUUCCUGUAUUUUCUCAGUGGAAAGAAAUCAGAGUUAUAUGGAAAGACUUAACAUUGUGUUGUGGAGAGAAGAGCAAAAUGCAUUAAAAUUCAUUAAAAGGUACUCAAAGCCUCCUUAUUAAAUCCAGGGGCACUAAUUUUAAUGCUUAAUUAGUUGAAAGCUAAUUACUGGGUAGCUAGCACUUAUUCUUCAUCAUUGCUCUUUAUAUAUAACAUACCCUACUUGGUAUUAGCUAUGUAAUAAAGAAUGUUUCCAGCAUAAAUAGAGUGGAAGCCAGAAAACAGAUGACUAGGAAGAAACUGCCACAGAAUGUGGAGUGUGCCCUGAGCCCCACAUGGGGGAAGUUCUGAGGGAGCUACAUGAGGUUUGUUUCGCCAUUGACUUCAAAGCAAAUUCUCAAACUUCCAGACAAAAUCACUAUAAAACAGUCAUAUUAUAAUGAACUGUGUACACCAUAAGUUGCCUGCUUAUAGCUAUGUGUAUCUUCAUUUUGACAUUAUAAUCUUUCUACGUAUAAGGUCACAUUUUCUUUAGCUACUUUGAACAUUGUAAUGCCAUUUACUAUGACCAUAUAUGUAGUAAGGCUUGAGAUCUUUUAAAUUAUAGGCAACAACAAUGCCCUGAAGUGCAUACCCAAACACUUAAAAUUAGGAUUCCACCAUGCAUAUAUUGUUUUUCUACUGAAUAAAACAACUUUAAAAAGAUGCGAUGAGCAUGGAUUAUGGAAAACAGCAAUUAGCUGUUUAUAUGUUUAACCUAUAACUGGAUUUCAUUCUUAGAUGAUUCUUUAGAGGGAACAAAAUGUAAAUUAUUCUAUGCACACACACACACACACACACACACACACACACACACAUACACACACACACAUACACACACACACACAUACACACACACACAUACACACAAACACACAAAUUAUACGGCUAUAUGGCUGGCUUACAUCAUGAUAUCAUAUAACCAGGAAGGGUAACUGUAAUAAGAAAUGAGAGAUCAUGUAGCACACAAUGGGCAGAAUGCAUUCACAUUAAAAUUAAUCACAGACUGAUGCAAAAAUACCGUGGAAAUUAUUCCAUCUAGAUUUAUUCUGAAAAGCAUGCCUAAUGCUUGAGCAGUAGCUUUGCCUGGGUGGUUACAGUGGUAAACUGAGAGUUAGACUGAAGUAUCAUAAACUUUUGUCUUAGUGGGUAAAUGAAUUCUUCCCAUAUGUUUUCAUACAGCAAAAAAUUAUAGACACGCAAUGUUCAAAAAUGGUUAUAUUGUAAGUUAAUGUCAAGUUAAUGUACAGGACUUCUUAGGAGAUAAUGGAAAUUUUCAACUCUGGUAUUCAAGGUUAAAAGCUCUAGACCUAGAAAAACUUUACAGUUAAUACCAUUGUUGAUGCAACUCACACAGUUGUUUUUAUCUGCUUGGUGAUUAGUACGUUUUCCUGUAACCACCCUUUGGUAGGCUGCUCUACAGGAGUCCAGAUGGAUUUAGCUUUACCUGAGUUAGCCAUUCUUUCCAUGUUAUCUAACUCCAUGUAUAUAUAACAGUCAACUAAAUAUUUACGAUUUCUAAUACUCCUACAUUUCUAAAGCAUUUGAACAUGUGGUUAAUAUAUGAGUUCAUCUAAACUGAAUUAAAGUCUUGAUUGAAUCACCUCUAAAUCCUCUUCCUAGAGUAAUAUCAACAAGUCAUUUAUUUGAUUGUCUUGUAAGUUUAUUAUAUAUCCUGGACUAUUAAUGUCUCUCAUCUCUGGUCAUCUACAGCUAGUUAAAACGUUUGUAGAAUGCAAAGCAGGGAUUCUGAGCAGAUCUUCAUUCUCUAGCCUCUGCUGUGACCACUGAUUCCCAUUCUGAACACUCCUGUUCUCAUGGCAGUUUGCAGGCAGCUGGUGAUGCUUCCAGUUAGACUCAGUGGCUUGAACUUGGCUUCUUUCUUUUACUGCUUGAUAGUAACGAUAAUGCUUUGAAGUGAAGUUCCACUGCCAUAAUGAAAAUAGAAUAAAAUUUUACAAAUCAGAUUACAGAGGAGAUUUGUGUAUCUAACUUACUACCUUCUAAUAGUCCAAGUCCAGUUUUAAUAUCAGAAUUUCCAUGAUCAUGGCUCUAAGUUAAGUAUACUAAGUAUCCCAGAAAUAGAUAUGAAUGCAUGAAGAUCUGGGGAAAAAGAAAAAA
This is a messenger RNA of Mus musculus (house mouse), 4335 nucleotides long. RefSeq names its product RALY RNA binding protein-like (gene Ralyl). Bases 1174 to 1959 code for a protein of 261 amino acids. Gene Ontology annotation, molecular function: nucleic acid binding; RNA binding; identical protein binding. Gene Ontology annotation, cellular component: nucleoplasm. The transcript is spliced from 8 exons. Lineage: Eukaryota; Metazoa; Chordata; Mammalia; Rodentia; Muridae. The record is from RefSeq and is a predicted model, not a curated record.